Hirundo rustica (Barn swallow) is the source of this 6919-nucleotide messenger RNA. It is a transcript of the gene ZBTB46, whose product is annotated as zinc finger and BTB domain containing 46. The record is from RefSeq and is a predicted model, not a curated record. Gene Ontology annotation, molecular function: RNA polymerase II cis-regulatory region sequence-specific DNA binding; protein binding; DNA-binding transcription factor activity, RNA polymerase II-specific. The transcript is spliced from 8 exons. Lineage: Eukaryota; Metazoa; Chordata; Aves; Passeriformes; Hirundinidae. The coding region runs from base 503 to 2371 and encodes 622 amino acids. Gene Ontology annotation, biological process: regulation of transcription by RNA polymerase II.
CCUCCGCCCCCCCUUCCCCUUCCCCUCCCCACCCGGGAGGAGAGGCACGGAGUGACCGACGGAGCCACCGCUCCGGCCGCUCCGACACCCCGCUCUCCUCCAUGGGGCACAGCUCAAGGGAGAGGAGAAGAGACAAGGGGGCAUUUUAACAGCAGCUCCACUUGCGGAUAGCCAGCCUCAAUCCCGGCUCCAGCAUUAAAACCCUUUCCGCCCCCUAAAAACCAGCAUCCGUGCAAGUUGGACCAAGAGUUUGUCAGGAGUGUGGUUCAAAACUGCUUGGAAAAAGGGAUGAGGGCAUCUGAUGAACCUUCUGGAUCUUCUUACCAGAGACCGUUCUCCCCUCUUCAUUGAAACAUGCACUGUCCAGCUGUGAAACACUGCAAGGUUUAUUUUUGCUAACAGGAAACACUUUCAAGUAUCGUUCUGUCUCCUACAAGAGUUCACACCACUGCUGUUGGAAGGUCACGAACAGGGCACUACCUGUGCUGCCCUGGGGCUGUUGAUGUCCUCAGCUGUUGUAGGAGAAACACUAGACCUGGAACCCAGUUUGUUACUGGACUUGUGGAAGAGGAAACAUAAAGAUCUCCAAAUGAAUAACCGAAAGGAAGAUAUGGAAAUUGCUUCCCACUACCGUCACCUGCUGCGGGAGCUGAACGAGCAGAGGCAGCACGGGAUCCUCUGCGACGUCUGCAUCAUCGUGGAGGGCAAGAUCUUCAAGGCUCACAAAAACGUCCUGCUGGGGAGCAGCCGCUACUUCAAAACCCUCUACUGCCAGGUCCAGAAAACCUCUGACCAGGCCACUGUCACCCACCUGGACAUCGUCACCGCCCAGGGCUUUAAGGCGAUCAUUGACUUCAUGUAUUCCGCGCACCUGGCGCUGACCAGCAGGAACGUCAUCGAGGUGAUGUCGGCCGCCAGCUACCUGCAGAUGACGGACAUCGUGCAGGCCUGUCACAACUUCAUCAAAGCAGCUCUGGACAUAAGCAUCAAGUCUGAUGCCUCGGAGGACCUCGUCGAUUACGAGCUGGGAGCCCCUUCCAGCAGCAGCACGGACGCUCUGAUUUCGGCAGUCGUGGCUGGCAGGAGCAUAUCCCCGUGGUUAGCCCGGAGAACGAGCCCGGCAAACUCCUCCGGGGACUCGGCCAUCGCCAGCUGCCACGAGGGAGGGAGUAGUUACGGAAAAGAGGAUCAAGAACCAAAACCAGACAGCCACGAAGACAUUUCGUCCCAGUCUCUCUGGGCUAGUGACAUGGGCUAUGGGUCUUUGCGUAUCAAAGAGGAGCAGGUGUCGCCGUCCCAUUACGGAGGGGGUGAGCUGCAUUCUGCCAAGGAUAGUGCAAUACAGAGUGGGUUCUCAGAGCAAGGAGUGGGGGAUGGCUGGCAGCCCACGGGCCGCAGGAAGAACAGGAAAAACAAAGAAACUGUGAGACAUAUUACGCAGCAAGUGGAGGAUGACAGCAGGGCAAAUUCUCCUGUGCUGCCCCUUUUACCUGCCUCAGGAUGGCCGUACAGCGGUCGAGACCCAAGCGCCGAUGCGGCCGGGACGGAGCCCAGCAGCUCGGACAGCAGGGUGGAGCGGCCGGACCCCUACACCAACGUGGAGGAGGCGCUGCUGGGAGGGGAGUCCAGCUACAUCCACCAGCCCCUGACCCCCGACAAGGAGGACGCGCUCCAGGCCGCCACCGUCGCCAACCUGCGCGCGGCCCUGAUGAGUAAGAACAGUUUGCUGUCGCUGAAGGCCGACGUGCUGGGCGAUGACAGCUCGCUGCUCUUCGAGUACCUCCCCAAAGGCACGCACUCGCUCUCCCUCAACGAGUUCACAGUCAUCAGGAAGAAGUUCAAGUGCCCGUACUGCAGCUUUUCUGCCAUGCACCAGUGCAUCCUGAAGCGCCACAUGCGGUCCCACACGGGAGAGAGGCCCUAUCCCUGCGAGAUCUGCGGGAAGAAGUUCACCCGCCGGGAGCACAUGAAGCGCCACACCUUGGUCCACAGCAAAGAUAAAAAAUACGUCUGCAAGGUUUGCAACCGGGUGUUCAUGUCGGCGGCCAGCGUGGGGAUCAAGCACGGCUCCCGGCGCCACGGCGUCUGUGCCGACUGCUCCGGCCGCGGCAUCGCCGGGCACCUGGACCACAACGGGGGAGAGGGGUCCCCAGAUGAGUGCUACCCCGGGGAGGGGCAGUACAUGGAAGACCCGGAUGACAUCAAAGUGGAAGGAGACGAGGAGAUGGGAGACGACGACGACAUCAAGUGGAAGGACGACGUGGGGAUGUCACAGGAUGAUGUGAUUUUAGAUGACGACAAAGAUGUCGACUCCCCGCAGGAGCAGGACAACUCUGGGGAGAACGACAAGGAUUUUACCUGGAUUUCUUAGGGAUUAUUUUUUGUUUGGGGAUUUUUUUUUUUGUUUGUUUGUUUGUUUCGCUCUGUUGUUUGUAGGGGGAGGGAGGGAGGGGAGGAAGGAGUAUGUUGGAAAAACUAAGUAGCCUUGUUGUCGUCCAUGUGUGCAAAAUAACUCUUGUGUUUUCUAAACAAGUCCUUCUCUGUUCCACUCAGACACUGUCUUAGCAGGGUCGCGUCCAGCGGCACGACUGACUUCGCCUUCCCCCUUUUCCCUUUCCCUUUUCCCCCUGGGACCCCCUGCCCAUGGCCACCCCUUGGGCCAAGCCAGCCAGGCUGCCCAAGAGGGAGGUGGAGUCUCUGCAGGUGUGAGGAGGCUGGUGGAGCAUGACUCCUCCUCCCCUGCCCGCUCCAAACUGAGCACCGGGGAGGUCUUUGUGUCCAAAGCAGGUUUGUUGGUUGGUUGGGGUUUUUUUUUACACCUUGUCUGUGCUAAAAUCCCAGCAGCAGUGGAAUUUCAAGCUAAGGUUGUGAAAGCAGACGGAUGGAUGUGUUGGAGGGCUUCCCCUGAUGAUACAAGCCUUUUGCAAAGUUAUUUAAAGAGUUUUAAUUAUUUUUUAUGAAGCCAAAUAGAUCAAAAGGCAAGUCAGAUUUUACAGCCUUACGAAUUCUUCUCUUGGAUUCUUAGCUUCCAAAAGAAUCACUAUCAGAGACAGAUUGUGACUUUGCUUGGACCUACUGGCAUCUUACCCAUGUCCUGUCUUCCAGCCUUGGUCAUCCACAGGCACUGAAACAAGUUUGUGCUUCUGGAGGCACCUUUUGCUCUAGAGGACACAGUUUUGUACCUGUCAUUCUCCUCCACAAAUAUCUUCACUUUUCUCCCUUUGCUCAGCUGCCUUUUUCACAAAUAUAUGCAAACUGUAGCAAAACCCAGGCAUUUGGCCCAAGUGCAGGAUGAGCUGGGAAAGGUGAGAAGCCGAGGUGAGGAGAUCCCAGCAGGGUGGAAUCUUGCUGCUCCCGUCCCAUGGACUUCUGUGGGGCCAGGAUUUCAUCUGGGUACCUUGUUCUUCCUUGCCAGUCUCAACAUUCUCGUUGAUCAUGGGUAGGACUGCUUAAUUCAUGACAGAAACCUUCAGCUUUAGUUGCACUGGUUCCAUGUAAAUUUUCCAAUAAACCAGUUUUUCCUUAAAUAAGAGCCAGGUUUCUCUCCCAGCGUCUCCUCAGACUCUGUGGGGCUGUUCCAGAUAGUUGGAUUCUCCCUGUUCAUAUCGGCCACUGUUGCCUUCUUCCAGCUACACCUAAAUAACAACAGCAACAGCGUGUGUUGGAAUUGUCUUAUUCCUGAGAAACAGCUUGUUCUACCUUCAUCUCUUUGCUUCUGGUGCUUUUUUAAAUAAAUAAAUUUAAAAAAAAAAAAAAAAAAAAGCCGAAGACCUCACUGCAUCCUUGCCAUGGAGCAAUUUUCUACGCUGUCUGUGACUGUGGUACCUUGAAACCUGCCACGAAAGACAACCCAUUGCCAGAAGCCAAAUGACUCAAGGUGCUAUUUCCCUUCCUGCAGGCCUGGGGGUCCAUGAGGAAAAACUCCACCCAGCGAAGGAAUUAAGAGUAUAUUGUACACUAAACCCCCAAGGAAUCUGCAAGGAUUUAAGCCACUUGGUGCCAGGAUUUUGUGGGGCGUGGUGGGAGCCUCGAUCCUGGCACCUGCAGGAGCUGGGGUCUCUCUCCAUUCCCUCCUUCCAGUUGCAUCCUGGGUUUAUGGCGCUCACUCCCUUUCUCUGCUCCUCGGUUCCUUGCUGACGUUCACCACCGCCUCUCUGCCUCCGGCGCCCCGGUUCACUUCCACUGGGAGCCUCCGGGCUCCUGCCCCAUCGAUCUGGGGGUGCUCAGUGAUGUGGGAACUGGGGGGGUCUUUCCUAAAAUCCUCUCUGUGACUCCCUGGCACUGCUGCUGCUGUCACCCCUUGGACUGGAGGAGUUAGUGGCACUUGUUUUAGGCGGUGAGCAUGGAAAACUUUCUUAAAUAUGGGGAGAGCAGAGUGGGUCAUGCAGGAACAUUUUUCUUCACUUGUAAAAAUCUCAUUUUGCGUUUCAGCUUCUUUUCCUUCUCCUCCCUUAUUUAAAAAGCUGUAAAACCCCACCCAGUACGUCACAAGGGGACCUUUAUAUACCUUCUCCCAGUGGUUUUGGGGGGUCCCAGAGUGAGGAGGGCUGCUCCCUUAUCCCAGUUUUGGCCGCCCCAGAGUGUGGGCUCUGUAUUUAUUGUCAUUUACCCUGUAAAUGUGGAGGGAUUAGGGGGUGCCUGAAGUCCUGAAAGUGCAGCCUCACCUGUUGCAUGUAGACAAAUACAUACAGUACUUAAAGAUUUAUCUUUAGCCUUGCUUUUUAUAUGUAAAAAAAUCUAUUUAAAAGAGAAUUUUAAUGCCCAAACAGUUCAAACCCCUGGGUUUGUGUCACAUUCCGAUGGCCCAUCCCCUCCGAUGCUGGUGUGUGCAUCCACCUUCUGAAGGGGAGCAGGUGUGGGCCAAGCCCUUCUCUUCCUCCCUGCCCUUGGGUGACUCAGUUUUGUCAUCAGAAUUGCAGAGUGCUGAGCUUUCUUCGCAAUUCCUUUGGAAGUAUUUUAUCCUUUCCAUAUUUUUAUUAAAGGUGGGCAGAGAGCCAGGUAGCCCUCAGGUGCAUUUCCAAAUUGUGUCACUUUGAGGCUCUUUGAACUGAGGAUGCAAAAAUUAAAGCAAAAAGAAAAAGGGAGAGAAAAAUGGAAAAUGCUCAUAAAAACUAACAUUUCCCAUGUCGUAACCUUGCACGUGCUUCUGUCCCAGUAACACACACCAUGUACCAAAUAAAACCCUUCUAACACCUGCUGUCUACUGCAGUGCUUUGUUCUGAUGGAGGUGUGCAGAGUUGGAAAUGCAGGGAUUCAUCUUUAACCUUCCAUGCUCCGACUUGGGCUUGGGAAAAAAAAAAAAACAAAAAAACCCCAGGAAUUUGGGCGUGUUUUUUAUGCUGAAACUUUAUAAACUUCAUCAGUCACUCCGGGUGAUCGCAUCCCUCCAGCUUCUCUCCGGGGUCUCUCGGAUAUACUGCCUAUGCAAACUUCUGCUCUUGGAGAUUUAAACAAAACCCCACUAAUUCUGCCUGUUCUGCAUCUUGUCUUUGUAUUUCCCUUCAGGGCUUUGUAUACUUCACUGAGGUUCCCUUUUUUUAAUUUUUUCUAAAUAUAUAUAUAUAUGUGUGUGUAUAUAUAUACAGACUUAGCUCCAAAACAAUAACACCUUAGAGGUAAAAUAUGGAUAUACUCCGUCUUGAGAACUUGCAACUCGUUUUUUUUUUAAAAGAGUUACAUGUAAAAUUUGUACAUGUAAAUGUUCCUCCUUGAAUUCCUUGAUUACCCCUCACUUUUUUUUUAUUUUAAAUCUGAGUGCCAGGAGUAGAGAGCGGAAUGGGGCAGAGGGCAUCGUCCUGUCUGUGCCCUCCGGAAAACAUCCCAGGGAUCCGUGGACUUGGAGAACAUCUUAAAGGAUGGAGACAAGCGAGGUCCUUGUGUUGAUUCGGGAUUUCCAGAAAUAGUCUUGAAAUCGCGAAUUCCCCAGUUUUGUGGUUUGUGAGGUCACCCCAAAGCCUCACAGCUGCGGAGCGGCUUUGCGGGGAGGCGCAGGGGGACUUCUCUAGUGAAGGUUUGCAAAGUGAUUGUCCUUCCCCUUUUAUUUCUUUUUUUUUUUUUUUUCUUUCUUUCUUUCUUUAAUCAAAAAUCUGGUUUUUAGACAACAAAACGAGUCACUUUUGUCCGGAAGGAAACCCACUCCAGCGUUACUUCCCCUUUUGUUUCCUCUCCCCACUCCUGCCUUUAAACACUCCACUUCCCUGAAGCAAAACUGUGGCUUUGGGGUGGGUGCUGCCUUUUGGGACUGUCCCUGAGCACCCCCUCCUAAAGCUCCCCCUUUUGCACAUCACCCUCGAGGAAAGAAACUCCAUGAAAACAAUGCAAAAACUGGAAUUUUUUGCAAUAUUCUGAGAGAUAAUCUAAUUUUCACUCAUUCUGUGACACGUGCGACUCCUACGAAAGCCAUAAUUAAUGGUUCCUUUGAUUUUGUAGAUCCUGAGUCGUGUUUUGAAUUUCAGCCUUUUUUUUUUUAAGUCCCCCCUAGUCAGAGUGCUGUGUGUAUGCUUUCAUAUAUAUUUAUUUUUCAACGUGCUUUAAACCUGUCUACAAAAAUAAAGCUGAACAAACACAAAAAGGACGGUGUUUGAAGAUUGUUGAUUUUUUUUUUUUUUUUUUGCUGGGAAUAUUCUAUAUUAUACUGACUUUAUAUUAAUUAUUAUAAACCUGUGUUUGUACUGAAGAUGUGUUUAAUAUUUUGGGGAGGUUGAGGAGAUUUCGUAACCAGAAGUCAGUGGGAGAAGAGCUGUGUUGUACUGAUUUUCUGUCGAUGUAGUUCAGGUAAAUCUGAUUUUAUUUUCUAGUUGCUGCCCAGUUCCUCGCCUGCCGGGGGCUUCCCCUCGGAUAGAACCUUUGUGAUGGGAUUUAGCUUAGACAUACUGCAAAAAUCAAUCAGUUUCAAUAAAUUGGGAAAUUGCUGCUACAA